AGAUGGUAGCAUGAAAGGCUUAACCACGCCCACGUUGCCGUCAAAUCAAAAGGGUUUGGUUCCAGCCCAGCGGGCGACCACGGCCUGCAACUAUUCGUAGUACUCGUGUGUAUUGCUGGCAAGGCGGGCGGCGCCUUUGAUGUGAUUUUAUCAGGUGCGAGCGUGAGGGAGAGGGGGUGCAGAAAUGUCUGGCAGCGGCAGCUACGGCAAGGACGGCGCCGGCGGCGCCGCACCUGAGAGCCAAAGACUACUGAAUGGCGCCGACUUGCCCACAAAUGGACUCAUCCAACGCUCAAACAAUGUGAGCCGCGAGGAGACGCUGCGUCGUCUGCAGGGCGGGGAGGACGGCCGCCGCUUCUCGGAGGACCACGCGGCGGCCGCAGCUCUCAAUGAGUCGCCAGUCGUCCAGCGGCAGCAGCCAGUCAAGCUGACACCGAGCUGGGAGGACAGCAACCUGCCCGACGAGGAACUUAACUUCCGAGGAGUCACCAUGGAGGUUGCCGAGAUGGAAAUAAACCCCCCGAAGGACAGAUAUAAUUUAGUGUACUGGAUUUUUCUACUUCACGGCAUCGGAACAUUGAUGCCAUGGAACAUGUUCAUCACUGCCAAGGAGUAUUUUGUUGACUACAAACUGAGUGAAGAAUACACGGGUGAGAAAACGGCUUUGGCAUCCAACUUCCUGGCCUAUGUCGGUCUCACUGCACAAAUCCCUAACGUCAUUUUCAACUGGGCCAAUAUCCUAUGGGAAGGCAAAGGCCAGAACCUGACGACCAGAGUUGUCUACAGUUUGGUCUUUGAAGUUUUCAUCUUCAUCCUGACCGUCGUGCUUGCCAUGGUGAACACCUCCACCUGGCCAGAGGCCUUCUUUUUCGUCACCAUGGGUUCAGUUGCUGCCCUCAACAUGGCCAACGGAAUUUACCAAAAUACAGUUUACGGCAUGGCAGCUAAAUUGCCUUUCAAGUACACAGGCGCUGUUGUGCUUGGCUCAAACAUCAGUGGUACAUUCACAUCCAUAGUGAGCAUUGUCUCGUUGUUGAUUGCACCUGACGCGCGGACGUCUGCAAUUUAUUACUUCAUUACCGCGUUGUUCAUCCUUCUUGUCUGCUUUGACACCUACUUCGCACUGCCGCUCAACAGAUUUUACCGAUACCAUGAGAUGGUCAACGAAAAGGAGCAGCAGGCACUUCGCAGAGCCCAAAUUGGACAGACAAGCUCAGCUCCCUUGUGGCCCAUAUUCAAGAAGUGCAUGCCGCAGCUCUUUAACAUUUUCUUCGUUUUCUUCGUCACGCUGGCCAUUUUCCCAGCUGUGCAUGCUGACAUCAAGCAGUCCAGCCCAGACUUCUUCAUCAGCGAAAAGUUCUUCACAGAGAUCACGUGCUUCCUUACGUUCAACAUGUUCGCCAUGAUUGGCUCAAUGACCGCCUCCUGGUUCCCCUGGCCUGGGCCAAAAUACCUGGUCGUGCCAGUGGUUCUCCGAGUCUUUUUCAUUCCGUUCUUCAUGGUUUGUAACUACCAACCCCUGCCAAUCAACUCUCGGCUGUUCCCUGUAUUUAUCAACAACGACUGGGCUUACUGGAUCGCCUCCAUGUUGCUUGGAUGGACCUCAGGCCACUUCAGUGCCCUUGGGAUGAUGUACUGCCCAAGGAUGGUGGAGCCACAACAUGCUGUUCGCGCUGGUAUGUUGGGCGCUGGUUUCCUCAUUACUGGCAUUUUCUGCGGAAUUCUGUUCACGAUGCUGCCACCAAUCUUUGUCAAGAGCAUCUCUUGGACUGUGUAACAGCAGCUAAAAAUGCACAUCAUCGUCGCGUCUCAUCGUCAUCCAUGUUGUCAUUAUUAACAUUUUUAGUUUCGAGUCUACCUUUUUUGGGCUAAUUAUUUUAGACUUUACUUCUUUGAUACAAACUUUUAUUUAUUCCUCUUCUGCACCACUUACACACAAUUUUCCAUGUGACAAUAAGCCAAAAGUAACAGUCAUUCGGGCUAGAAGCGGUGCCAACAAAGUAAAUAUUUUUUGCAGAAAAACCUAUACCAAAUAUACAAGCAUCACAGUAAAGAAAGUAGAAUCUCUCUGCUUUCCUUACAUCGCACCUUCAUUUUUAUAUAUGCAUGAAGCGCAGACUCAAGAUUGAAACACGUCUCACAGGACUGUUGAUGUAACUCACACUCUCACACAUUUGCCUUAAUUAAAUCGAAACCAGAGGAAUGCAAAGGCUUUGUUGUUCAGCGAUCAAGUGAAACGCAUUUUGAAUUUCAAGUUUUUCAACGAAAUGUAUGACAUAUCUCCUAUUGUGUCCGAAUUUUAAAUUUGGUUUUGAUCAAGGCACUGGUGUCAACGACUGCACAACUUUUAUUUUCUCUUGUUGGCUUGUUAUUCCAAUUUCCGGCUUUUGGUUUAAGCGAAAUUGAGGUUGUUUAUCUCGUGAUAUUUUCGAGAGCAUUUGUUGUAAUUUGAUUGUUGGAGAAGAAAGUUGACAUGUAAAAGCAAAUAAACUAAAAUGGAAUUUAUUAAAAAAUGACAAA
This is a messenger RNA of Cloeon dipterum, 2520 nucleotides long. It is a transcript of the gene Ent2, whose product is annotated as Equilibrative nucleoside transporter 2. Gene Ontology annotation, molecular function: nucleoside transmembrane transporter activity. Gene Ontology annotation, biological process: nucleoside transmembrane transport. The transcript is spliced from 11 exons. Bases 185 to 1777 code for a protein of 530 amino acids. The record is from RefSeq and is a predicted model, not a curated record. Lineage: Eukaryota; Metazoa; Arthropoda; Insecta; Ephemeroptera; Baetidae. Gene Ontology annotation, cellular component: plasma membrane.